Molecule: messenger RNA, 1646 nt
Organism: Micromonas pusilla CCMP1545
Lineage: Eukaryota; Viridiplantae; Chlorophyta; Mamiellophyceae; Mamiellales; Mamiellaceae
Exons: 9
Coding region: 99-1646 (515 amino acids)
Biological process (GO): attachment of mitotic spindle microtubules to kinetochore
Cellular component (GO): Ndc80 complex
Source: RefSeq, a predicted model, not a curated record
CAACAAUUUGUCCCCUCUACUUGCUGUCGUGAAUAUUCUUCAAGCGAACCUAAGCGUACGCAGCAGUAUCUCCACAGGCAAUUCCACAAUCAGGCGAAAUGGGCGCUCGUGCACUUCGAAGUUCCCACCCGUCUUUGUCUCCCACGACGAAGGCAAAUAAUGGGAUAAAAUCUGUUUCAAACACCGAAUCGUCAGAACUCAACUCUCGUUUUCCUCACGCGACACUUGGGACGCGUUGCAAGUUGAGAAACGAAAAUGAAGCAUGUCCUGAUUCUCGCGCUAUAUCUGUUGAUAAUGAAAAAUCCAGAUUCAUUGGUGGUCUUUCUCGGAAGCAAAGUAAUCAAGGAUAUUCGAACGAUACACAACGCAGAACUGAUGUUUGUUUUCCCACCCAGCCGGCUAACUGCCGGGAUCCAAGGCCUUUGGGCGAGAAAUCAUACACAAACAACAACAUCCAAUACCUGAUGUCUUACUUAAGCUGUCAUGGACAUACUUCACUCUCUCCGAAGACUUUUACCUCUCCUACUGCUAAAGAAUUCGCAACUCUUUCUCUAUUUCUUUUUUGUAAAGUUGACAAAAAAUUCAAAUUUGGUUUGAGAGCUGAAGACGACAUAUCUCUGAUUUUCAAGCAACUGCGAUAUCCGAUUCAAGUCAGCAAAAAUGCGCUUUACGCAGUUGGAAGUCCGCACACCUGGCCCUCGUUACUCGCUGCCCUGACGUGGUUGGUGCAAUUGUUCGUAUACGCGGAAAAAGCUCAACAGAACCCAGAGAAGCAGCAACUCGGCCAAUUUAAACCUGAUGCUGCAUUCUUUGGAUAUAUCAAAUCCGCGUAUGGGUUUUUUUUAGCGGGUAACGAUGAAGGCUGUGAUGUCGUCCAACAUAAUUAUUUUUCAGAGAAGUUCACGUCUAAAUCACACUUCUUCAAAGCUACACGUGGGAUUGAAAAGAACAACUACGAGCUUGAAGUUGUCCUCGCCUCACUGAUGAGCAAAACUCCGAACACAAUCGGAUUACAGAAGGAGAAGGUCAUCCGUGCCAGUGCAAUUAAGAAGUUGUCAGAGGACACGAUAAAGGUGCUGUGUAUAGUAGAAGGCGCUGAUAUACACGUGGAGUUUACGAAGCAGGAAACACGACUGAGUGAGAGAAGAAUGGAUGUGUGCCUCAGAAAUAUCAGUGCCCUCAAACAAAGUGAAAUCUUGAACUCAAAAUACAAAUCUUUUACAAGAUCAAAAACUAACUCUGGUGAUCAAGUUCGUGACAAAGAAAUUCAUGCAAUUAUACAGUCACAGCGUUCAGUAGUUGAUUCUUGCACAGUUACUGAUAUAGCCAUGACUGAAAGUGCACUAGACCUGUUGAAGGGUAAAGCAGAGGUUUAUUGCAGCAGUGCACGAAGUAUCCAGCUGUUACCGCAUUCGUCGCUGAACGCAGUUGCAGUUGGAAAAUAUUCUUAUAAUUGUCUUCAGGAUAUGGAUAACUUCAAAAACUCGGUUUGGAGGACUAUAAAAAUCAAGCGGCGUGAUCUUGCACUGCUUAAAAGGACUGCUGAACGUGAGCUUGAGGACAUCGCUGAAGAACUGCACUUCUGCAGUGAAACGUGCAUCAAGAGGUAUCAAGCAUAUUUUUUUAGUGAUAUUUUUCAGCUCUGA